GGCGCUCUAUUGUGCGUCACGCUUAUGCGUUGCGGCACCCACUUCCUGCCCUCGAACCAUGCCUGGGUUGUUUGGCUCCGUUUGCUGCUCUUCCAUCGUCGACGAUGCCAACUGGCGAUUACGACUCCAAGCCCAGUUGGGCAGAUCAAGUGGAAGAAGAAGGAGAUGAUGAUAAAUGCAUUACCAGUGACUUGCUCAAAGAUAUUCCCCUGACGGGUGUGUUGAGCGAAAAUGGAGGUGUAAGUGUGACCAUCGAGCCAGAACUUGUAAAAGGAGAGCCCCUCCCACCUCCCAAAGAAGUUGUGAAUGGAAACAUUAAGACUGUGACUGAAUACAGAGAAGAGGAAGAUGGCCGUAAGGUGAAGAUCAUCCGCACCUUUAGAAUCAAGACUCGUAAGGCCUCCAAGGCUGUGGCAAGGCGAAAGGACUUGAAUUGCCAAGAGGAGGAAGACCCUAUGAACAAGCUAACAGGGCAGAAGAUUGUAUCAUGCCGUAUCUGCAAGGGCGAUCACUGGACCACUCGCUGCCCUUAUAAAGACACGCUGGGGCCCAUGCAGAAGGAACUAGCUGAGCAGCUGGGUCUUUCCACAGGCGAAAAGGAGAAACUCCCUGGAGAACCAGAGCCUGUUCAGGCUCAGCAGAACAAGAUUGGGAAGUACGUCCCACCCAGCCUGAGAGACGGAGCCAGUCGCAGAGGGGAGUCCAUGCAGCCAAAUCGCAGAGCUGAUGACAAUGCCACCAUUCGUGUGACCAAUUUGUCUGAGGACACCCGGGAGACUGACCUUCAGGAGCUCUUCCGUCCUUUCGGAUCUAUCUCCCGCAUUUACCUGGCCAAGAACAAAACCACUGGGCAAUCCAAGGGCUUUGCGUUCAUCAGAUUCCACCGCUGUGAGGAUGCUGCCAGGGCUAUUGCAGGCGUGUCUGGCUUUGGUUAUGAUCACCUGAUCCUAAAUGUGGAAUGGGCCAAACCUUCCACCAACUGAAAUCUUCUGCCCUGCCUUUGUUUUUGGCUUUGGAAAUGACCAAGUUCUAUUGUUAACUGGAGAUACAAGUCUCUAAUAAAAAUUCAUUGCAGCCUUG
Messenger RNA from Crotalus tigris (Tiger rattlesnake), 1080 nucleotides. Its product is annotated as eukaryotic translation initiation factor 3 subunit G-like. The record is from RefSeq and is a predicted model, not a curated record. Gene Ontology annotation, cellular component: cytoplasm; eukaryotic translation initiation factor 3 complex. Lineage: Eukaryota; Metazoa; Chordata; Lepidosauria; Squamata; Viperidae. The transcript has 10 exons. The coding region runs from base 105 to 983 and encodes 292 amino acids. Gene Ontology annotation, molecular function: translation initiation factor activity; RNA binding.